Messenger RNA from Aspergillus saccharolyticus JOP 1030-1, 1308 nucleotides. RefSeq names its product FAD-dependent oxidoreductase. The transcript is spliced from 2 exons. Gene Ontology annotation, molecular function: L-pipecolate oxidase activity; sarcosine oxidase activity; flavin adenine dinucleotide binding. The coding region runs from base 1 to 1308 and encodes 435 amino acids. Lineage: Eukaryota; Fungi; Ascomycota; Eurotiomycetes; Eurotiales; Aspergillaceae. The record is from RefSeq and is a predicted model, not a curated record.
AUGAUGGACAACAAAGAUAGUCGGAUUGUCAUUGUUGGAGCGGGCGUGUUUGGCCUCGCCGCAGCCCGCCAGCUGGCGAUGGAGGGAUACCGGAAUCUCCUCGUGCUGGACCGGUCGAUGCCCCCCGUCGCCGACGGUUCCAGUUCCGAUAUCUCGCGCAUGAUACGCUUCGACUAUGCCGAUGAUGACUAUCUGCGCAUCGCCCACCAGGCCUACCUGGAGUGGUCCCAGCCCAAGUACCAGGGCAUCUUCUAUCCCGCCCCCUUCAUCCUCACCGGCAACACCAGCGCCCAUGGUCAGGCCUGGAUUGCCAGCACCACUGCCGCCCUGACUCGGCGGGACUUGCCCUAUACUAGACUCGAGGAUGUCGCUGCUACGAAGCAGAUGCACCCGGUUCUCAGUGGACCGUUGGCUGCCCCUCCCUUCAAUGGCUAUCUCAACACGCAGGCCGGCUGGGCCGAUGCUAACAAGGCCAUCAGUCAGAUCCGGGACGAUUGCCUGGAGCUGGGCGUGUCGUUUUUGUGCGGUCGCAGCGGGACAGUGGUCGGCUUGGAGACGGAUGCCUCGAAGAAGAUCACAGCCGUGCGGACGCUGGUGGGGAGUCCGAUUGAGGGGGACUGCUUCUUGCUCACGGCGGGGGCCUGGGGAUCCAGCCUGGUCCCCAUGUACAAUUCCACCCUGACCACCGGACAGGUGGUCGCAUAUCUCCGCCUCACCCCCGAGGAAUUGGCCCAAUACAGAGAUCUCCCCAUGUAUGCAAACUUUUCCACCGGCUGGUUCAAUUUUCCCCCGCACGAGGAGACGGGGAUUCUCAAAUUCGCCAUUCAUGGCUGGGGGUACACCCGCGCCCCGGACCAGGAGGAGAUGAUGAUCGUCAACCAGGCGAAUGUCUCUGCUCCCCCCUUGAUCCCUCCUCGCGAGCGUCGCAACUUCGUGCCUGCCGAUGGGGAGGCCCGGCUACGCGAAGGACUGCGCGAGAUCUUGCCCGAGUUGGCUGAUCGGCCGUUUGAAAAGCUGGCCUUGUGUUGGUAUACUGAUACUCCCACCGGGGAUUUCAUCCUGGACUACCAUCCCGACUUUACGAAUCUGUUUGUCGGGGGUGCAGGCAGUGGGCAUGGAUUCAAAUUCCUUCCGGUGCUGGGUGAAUACAUGUCGCUGGCAUUGAAGAAGGCUCUGCCCGAGAAUCUGGCGCAUAAAUGGCGAUUCCGCACCGAUUAUGCCACGCGAGAGGAUGUCUUUUUGGGGGAUGGAAGUCGUGGAGGGCCCAUCCGCCGGGAAUUGAACCCUAAGGAAAGGGCAAAGCUGUAA